Messenger RNA from Saccoglossus kowalevskii, 966 nucleotides. Its product is annotated as hyaluronan mediated motility receptor-like. The record is from RefSeq and is a predicted model, not a curated record. NCBI's taxonomy places the organism in Eukaryota, Metazoa, Hemichordata, Enteropneusta, Harrimaniidae.
AUGAGUUCAGAGAAUAUUCAUUUCGGUGGUCAUUGUAAUACCGUGUCUAAUAUCACAGAGCAACUUGGUGAGGUCACAGCGCAACUUGGUGAGGUCACAGCGCAACUUGGUGAGGUCACAGCGCAACUUGGUGAAGUCACAGCGCAACUUGGUGAGGUCACAGCGCAACUUGGUGAGGUCACUGAACAACUCAGUGUGGUGACUGAACAACUCAGUGUGGUGACUGAACAACUCAGUGUGGUGACUGAACAACUCAGUGUGGUGACUGAACAACUCAGUGUGGUGACUGAACAACUCAGUGUGGUGACUGAACAACUCAGAGUGGUGACUGAACAACUUGGUGUGGUCACUGAACAACUCAGUGUGGUCACUGAUGUGGUCACUGAACAACUUGGUGAGGUUACUAGGCAACUUUGUAAGGUCACUUGGCAAUUUAGUGAGGUCACUGAGCAACUUGGUGAGGUUACUAGGCAACUUUGUAAGGUCACUUGGCAAUUUAGUGUGGUCACUGAACAACUUGGUGAGGUUACUAGGCAACUUUGUGAGGUUACUGGGCAACUUGGUGAGGUUACUGGGCAACUUUGUAAGGUCACUUGGCAACUUAGUGUGGUGACUGAACAACUUGGUGAGGUUACUCGGCAACUUUGUAAGGUCACUUGGCAAUUUAGUGAGGUCACUGAGCAACUUGGUGAGGUUACUGGGCAACUUUGUAAGGUCACUGAGCAGCUUGGUGAGGUUGCUGGGCAACUUGGUGAGGUCACUGGGAAAGUUGGUGUGGUCACUGAGCAACUUGGUGAGGUCACCGGGCAGCUUGGUGAGGUCACUGGGCAACUUGGUGUAGUCACUAAGCAACUUAGUGAGGUUACUGGGCAACUUGGUGAGGUCACUGGGCAACUUGGUGAGGUCACUGGGCAACUUGGUGAGGUCACUGGACAACUUGGUGAAGUUAACAGAGCAACUUGGUGA